UCACACACACACAUACGCGCACCCACCUUCGCUCUUCUCUCUCUCCAUCUACUUCUCUCCAAACACCUCGUCUCGUCAUUCUUACUCGGGAUAGUCGUAAAGUGUUACAGCACACACUGCAGCGGUCACUUGUCCAGACUUACUCGGCCAGUUCAAGUCUUACUCGCCUGCCUCUCAAGUCGUUUGCUCUCCUUCUCUAGCUCUUCAACUCAGCAACAAUCGGAAGGAAAGAUACAUCAGAUACAACUACCUCUCCCAAGUCUUGGUAUCUCACACCCCCUUGCCAUCCGCCUAUCCUCUAUCCAUCGUCGGCGCCAACACAAGCACAAGCCCACCCUCCAUUGCAAGAGAGACAUCACUCGAUCGCCCACUCACACUCAGUCUCUCACACCCACGUCAAUGUCCACACCCAUCAAUCAUCUAUCGCCUGCAUCUCGUCCAUUCUUGUCCACUACGCCUUCUUUACCAGACAGCCGGUUGCCAACCAGGGAACCCCCAUCUUUCGACAUUGCCUUGCAGAUCGCUGCAUAACGUGCCUCGUUCGGCCGGGUGUCAGCUCCAACUUCAUCUCCCCAACUCCAGAUCCAGCUCGAGGUUCUCGACGUCGUUCGACAACUAUAUCCAUACUUUAUUAAAGAUUCAAAGCUCCAUCUCGCAGCUUCAUUCCGCUACGGCCGCUACCUUACUCUGUCGGUGCCGCACUUUUACUCUUUUUGCUGCAGUUCUCUUGCUGGGCUGCCACGCGCAUUUGGACCAGGGCAAUCCUUUUGGAGAAGACGAACUUGUCGGCAGGCAUUGAGCCAGUUUGGCCUCUUCACUUUUUUUUUUUGGAGGUAAAACCACUUUUAGAUUACAUCUGGGUCUUCCUGGCGCGGUACGAGGGCCAGCUUGUUUCUCUUUGGGGCCAUCUAGCCGCACUUGGAUUGAAUCUGCCCUACCUUACUCCACGGAACGGAUACUUCCUCGACCACGGCGCUGUCUGCCGGGUUCAUUACUCUUUUGCUCUGCAUUACACUACAAUCAACCGACCGGUAGUAGUACUUGUUGGGCUCCUCUCACUCGCCAUUGUCUCUGCCACUGGCUUCGGGUCUUCUUUUUUAGUCUCAUCCGUCCCCUCCUCCCGGCACAGACUUCCUUGGGCUUGGUCUUCCUAGCUUCUAUCAUUGGUCUGUUCCCCUUCGGACUGGAAGGCAAGUGCUUGCUUGUCUCUUCUUCUUUUUUACUUUGGCAGCAGCUGCUUGUCUUCCCGCCUCACCUUAAGUUCCCGGGCCUCACUCUCGCUCGCACACACUCACACACUCACACACUUCUUCCCAUGUAUCAAUGUCACUCACUCACUCACUCACACCCACCUACCUAGUUACCCCCAUUUUAGUCCAGGUCUCUUUGGAUUAUCAUUGCUUUUUCUUUUUUCAUCUGCCCUCUUAUUACUUUUUUUUCUCCCCUCACUCCCUACUAACACCCUUCCUUUAAUUCUGAUCCUGCCGGCAUCGACCCAUAUCUGCAUCCCUCCCAUGUUAUAAGACCAACCCCGAGACUACCGUUCACGUCUUCCUCCACACCAACACCCCGAACCCGCCCCAUAACAUCUCUCACGUCGUCACAAGCUUACCCAGUUCUUCCCUGUCAGGCAAAAGCAGAAUCCCCUUCCCCUCUUCAAGGCUACAUAGACUCGCGUCUAGCCUCGCAGCACUAAGCUACGAGCAGUAAAAGUGGUCCUCGGUCUUGGUCCAUCCACAUCACGAGCCUCACCACAAGCCCCAUAUCCCCCAACCCAGCACACGGCCGCACAGCCUCUCUCAAGGCUCAAGACUCAAGCCUCGGGUCACCAACCUCAUCUCAAGACCAGAUCGGUCCGCCCGACGCUUGCUCUUGCUCUGACGAAUCGCAUCUUGCGUCAAGGCGACUCGGUGGUCGCUGAGACCCUGGUGCGGCUUCAUUGCCCAAGCAGAUCGCGCAGGGACCGGCUUGUAAUGUUGGACAUCGUGGUGCAUGCGCCAUCUGGGAUCUUCCUGGUAUCAAACCUGACACCAGUUUGACAACUCAGCGCGAUAUCCACCCCAUUCGCUGGCUUUUUGUUUACCAAAAUCUAAACUUCUCUGACGACUCACAAGACACCACCGACUCGUCGCCAGUCUUCGUCUAGUCUUCCCGAACCUUCAGGCGUCAGGGCAUGAAGUAGACCGGCGCUAGCUUCGCCGAGCUGGUCGCGACAAGCAAGUCUGAACAGUUAACUUCCUUGUUCUCCCCAUCCUUUACUCUAUCCGCCAUCUUCCCUCCCAAUUCAAUUCAUAAAAGCCACUUCUAUUACCCGCCGCCCGAGGAACCUGCCAGCCCAUCCCGUGCUGCCCUUUGCCCGGCUCGACAUCAGACAGACCCUACAUCGGCAUCACACAUCAGGCUCUCCGACCCCCAGGUCCAAGUCAACGCUUCCUUACCUUUGUCUCUUUUGACAUCUUGCAAUCCAUCGGCACCGACCUUGCCUCGCCAUUAUUAAGGCUCGCGACGUUACCAUCCGCCAGUGCCGCCUAAUCGAGUCCAGACGUCUCUCUAGUUUUACUUUGCGACACGUCGACAACUCGUCUUGCUUCGCGGAGCCAUAUACACCUAGACAAAACAGCUCCGCGCGUCGUCCGCUGUCAUCGGCAAAGAAAAUUCGUUACACGCCACCGCCUGGCUAUCUUCGACACGCUAGUCCCGGAGGAAGACAAGGCAAGAGGGAGAGAAACGCAGUAGCGUUCAACGGACCCCAACACGACAAUUGGACGGUCUUGUGACCGGUCCGACGGCCCAAACUGGCCUUACUGUAUACAUCGCCAGCUCCGUUGCCGCCGGCGCAUACGGUAGGCUUGCCCUCGGAGCCGACCGGCGACCAAACCCCUCGUGGGAUGGAUGAUCCCAAUCGCCGUCGGAGGCAGAAUGAAGCGCCCAUGCAUCCCACCUCCAACCCAAGAUAUAACGUACAACAGCAACAACAACAGCAACAACAGCAACAAGAUCCUUUGCAGCAGCGCCGCACCAUGGCUACAGGUUCGACCGAGCGAUAUAACCGGCCAGCGCCACUAAAUACUUCGCCCUCGCAGGCGCGAGGCAUGGGAAGCACGGGUAGCUACAGCACCUACAAUUACCAAGAGCCGGUAGCAGGCUCUUUCAACGCGCCCAUGGCGACGAACACUAUGCAUUACCCCUCAGGAUACAGCCAGGACGGCCGUCCGGCGCAGAAUUUCGGUGGAUACAACGCGGCCAUGACGAUGGGAUACGACAACCUGACUGGUGCGACGGGCUCCGUCUACGAUAACCAGGCACAGUUUCAACGGCAGCCUGCAGCUGCUCCGAUCUUGCCGACAGACGUGUCGACGUCGUACUUCUCCAAUGACCCGAGUAGUAGCACAGGAACCUCCAACCUUCCCCAUGCGCAACCGGCGAGCGCCACGGCGACGGCAUAUCAACAGCCACAGAUGGCCAACUACCAGGCGAACAUCCCUAACGUGGGCGGGAUGCCACAGCAGACUUCGAGUGCCGACGUUUCAAUGGAAGAGCAGGACUAUUCUGCCACAGGCGGCCUGGAAGAAAAAUGGAUGGAAUACCAGUCUGCGCUACGGGGUGUCUUCCAAAAUGUCCGCAAUGGUGUGCUCGAAAGCGCCAGCCAGUCACUUCUGGAUGUGUCAAACUGGCUCCUGACGCAGGUCGUCGAUCUGGGCCUCAACCUGGACGACCAAAAUUUGCAUGGAGACCGAAUCAAACUAUGGAACGACUUCAAUCACGCGUGGCUCUCACUAUUCCAGAUGCAGAAGGAUUUGAUGGAGCCGGGCAGACAGCUGCAGCGAUCGCAGACCUUGGUCCCCAAGGAAGGCCUGGAAAAAAUGGGCAAAGAGCUCGUCCGGCUUUGCGACGGCAUUGAGCGACAUGGUCUGGUCGACUACCAAUACGGAGUAUGGGAGCAGCAGAUCAUAGAGAUUAUCGAAGCUUGCCUCGACCAGUACGAGGCAAAUGAAGAAUCGAGCGGCAACGGCGGCGGCGGAGCUCAAACGGGGUCCGGCUCUCAUCAAGGAAGCAGAUAAAAGGAAGACUUGGGGUUUAGUCGGCUGCUUCGCCCUGAGAUCAAAUCCCAAGAAACGUACAUCUCAGGGCAAUGUCUAGAUGCCCGUAAACGUAUUCAUGGUGGCGCCCGGCGGUCGGCUUUUGUGGGCGGCCUCAUUUUAUUCUCUUUUCUUCCCCCUCGAUGUACAUUCUCGGCAUUUGGAAAUGUCUUGUUACGAGAGACGGAGACCCAACACGAUGUUACGCGGAUUUUGGAGUUCUUCAGGGAGGAUAACUGCUCUCAUCAUCCUUCUCACGCAUUCCAACAGGUGGUUGGGCAGGCAUCAGGUAUCUAUGUCAGCAUCCUCAAUGGGCUAACCAUUUGUGGUUUUCUUCUCUAUUUUUUCUUCUUCUUCUUUUCCUCUUUUUUCUGAACACAUCUCUUGAUUCUUCCUUUUUCUUCUUUUCUUUGCAGGAUAUCUCCGCUCUCCUGCCGACGCCCAUGUCCAUGUGCUUGUAGGCCAAGCUUCGGCUAGGCUGAACCUGCCUGGGUCAAAUGGCAGACGGGGGAACGGGAGCACAGUCAGCUAAGACGACAGAGAAAUUUAAAGACGGGGAGAGAGAUGUGGGUGGCGGAUUUUGGGCUUCUUCUUUUUUUUGUCCUAAGCCAAGGGGGUGGUGUGUGUCUGUGUAUAAGCGGUAAGGGGGGUGUGCGUGGUGUAAAGAAAAAAAACCUGAGGGGAUGGGAACUCUUACGGAAGGACGGUCAUAGAUGGGCGUACCAGGAAAGCAACUCGGGAGGAAUGACGAACGAUGAAAUGCGCGGCGCAGAUGGCCCACCAGACAACGCUCAAGAAGUGAGGCCGGAUACUCGCAAACGAAGGGAUGAG
Colletotrichum scovillei is the source of this 4910-nucleotide messenger RNA. RefSeq lists its product as uncharacterized. Bases 2889 to 4061 code for a protein of 390 amino acids. The record is from RefSeq and is a predicted model, not a curated record. Lineage: Eukaryota; Fungi; Ascomycota; Sordariomycetes; Glomerellales; Glomerellaceae. The transcript is spliced from 3 exons.